AUGGUAAGCACUAUUGCUGUUUUUAGCAUGGAAAUGGCCAGAAAAAUUUUGUAAAUUCCAAGGAUUGCUUAUUGUCCCAACAUUCCUAAUAACUACUCUGAAUUUAUAGCAAAUUUCUUCUCCAUUAUAAAUAUUAGCUCUAUAUCUUUGAUAGUUACAUCUUGCGGGAUAAUACUUUUCUAUGGACUUUAUAUUCAUUAUGCUGAUUUUUUUACAAUUGCAUCAAUAUUGACUGUUACUUGCCUUCUCAUAUAUGCUUGCUAUUUUUAUGAGAAGAGGCUUAAGUUAUUAUUUAUCUAAUUGCAUCACAUUAAAAAGAUGAAUGAGGACUUAAAGAAGUUAUUAGAUAAGCUACCAGAAGGAAUACUGCUGUUCAAUCCAGAAACAAACUCUGUUUCUUUAGCAAAUGAAGAAUACAGGCGUAUUUUUAACAUUGUUAAUCAUGAUAGUGCUUAAACUAAUGACUAAUAACAGUAUUUCAAAGAUUGCAUUGAGAAUUAAUUGCUGAAGAAAUAUAAAUUUUAAAAGGAUCAAAAUCCUUUAAUCACUGGAGAAUAGAAUUAAUUGAAUUAAAAUUGCGUAGGAAUACUUGAAGCACUUUCAAGUGAUUUAGAUAAAGAUGAAUGUUAUUAAGUAGCUCAUUAAAUCUUAGAUGAGAAUUUUCUCUCUAAUCAUUCAGGUAACCUUGCUACCUAAGGAGAAAUAGUGAGUUUAUCAUAGUGUUAAAUUUUGUUCUAAAAUGUUUCUCAUUGCAUGAUAAUGGUAAAAAAUUUAACUCCAGUCAUCAAAUAUGAAAAACUAAAAAUAGAGAAUCACUUCUAUGAAAUGUUAACGGCUACUGUAUCACAUGAUAUGAGAACACCAUUGAACAUUAUGAGUGGAUUGCUUGGUACUCUUGAUAACUAUAUUCAUGAUGACUAAGGCAAAAGAUUUCUUAACAUCAUUAGGAACUCAUCAAAAUUUAUGUGUUUCCUAGUCAAUGACUUGCUAGAUUUCUUCCAGAUAAAGAACGGCAAGUUCAAAAAGAAUCUUUAAUGGUGUUGGAGCUAAUGA
Messenger RNA from Stylonychia lemnae, 1053 nucleotides. Lineage: Eukaryota; Ciliophora; Spirotrichea; Sporadotrichida; Oxytrichidae. The record is from the annotation of a GenBank genome assembly.